CGCGCAUGCGCGCGAUCCGCUGCACCUUUGCAGCUCGCCGCCCGAGGUCUGCAGCCCGCCGCCCGAGGUCUGCAGCAUGCCCGGCCCCACUCCCAGCGGAACCAACGUGGGGGCCUCCGGCCGCUCCCCCAGCAAAGCCGUAGCCGCCCGGGCCGCCGGCUCCACCGUGCGCCAGAGGAAAAAUGCCAGCUGUGGAACCAGAAGCACCGGUCGAACCACUUCGGCAGGAACUGGGGGAAUGUGGAGAUUCUACACUGAGGAUUCCCCCGGACUCAAAGUCGGGCCCGUUCCGGUGCUGGUUAUGAGCCUUCUGUUUAUCGCGUCCGUGUUCAUGUUACACAUCUGGGGCAAGUACACGCGCUCGUAGACUGGAUUCAUCUUGAACGAGUGCAUCGUGGACCAAAAGCAGUGCUUCGAUGAAGGUUUCUGAAUGCUAACCAUCGUUGAAGGGGACUCUUGAAAAACAACCCCCCACCAAGAUAUCUGUUGGUUUUUUGGGUUUUUUUACUCUAGCAAAUGACCUUUUUAACUCAUGAUCUCAAACCUGAUUUAUGGAGCCUUUUGAUGACAAAUUAUUGACCAUUCGUCUGUAUCUACAAGCUUACCCGUGUUGUAAUAAAAGCAGAAAAGGAUUGUG
Molecule: messenger RNA, 637 nt
Organism: Ornithorhynchus anatinus (platypus)
Lineage: Eukaryota; Metazoa; Chordata; Mammalia; Monotremata; Ornithorhynchidae
Gene: SEC61B
Product: SEC61 translocon subunit beta
Exons: 4
Coding region: 77-367 (96 amino acids)
Biological process (GO): intracellular protein transport
Cellular component (GO): Sec61 translocon complex
Source: RefSeq, a predicted model, not a curated record